AUGGGGGCUAGAAUUGGACGUUCGCCCUGUUUAGAGAACAAGAAACGACGUUUUCAAAUUUUUGAAGAGUCCGAUCUGAACACAACCCGGUUUUCCACGCAAACGAAUUUUUUUUACUUGCAAUCCUCUCUUGCUCUCACGAGUUUCCAUCACCGUUUAAGAUUUGGUGCCAACAAUCUUGUAAGUCAUUUUCAUCUUCAAUUUUGGAUCCAAUUUUAGAUCAUAGAUUCUAAUAUUAAUUUAGGUUAGAUUCAACGGGUAGACUUGAAUCUGAUGAGUAAGAAUGGAAUCAAAUUCCAAGAGUUUGAGCCUAGCUCCAGCUCUGAAUCUCUUUCCAAACCUGAAACCUCCUCACAAAACCCUACUCUUCCACAAAAUAUGUGUUCUUAUUAUCACAUUUCUUGCAUAUGCUUCCUUUCAUGCAUCUAGGAAGCCUCCUAGUAUUGUUAAAAGUGUUCUGGGACCCACAGUUCCAACCAAUUCAACCCUUGAUUCGGGUUGGCCGCCUUUUAAUGGAACUCGAGGAACUCACCGGCUUGGCGAGGUUGAUCUCGCAUUUCUUACUUCUUACUCCAUUGGCAUGUAUUUGGCUGGUCAUGUUGGUGAUAGGAUUGAUUUGAGGUUGUUCCUUGUGUUUGGGAUGAUUGGUAGUGGUUUUUGUACUAUACUUUUUGGGUUAGGAUACUGGUUUGAUGUUCAUGUGUUAGGGUUUUUUGUCGGUGUUCAGAUUGUUUGUGGAGUGUUUCAGUCAAUUGGGUGGCCUUGUGUUGUUGCAGUUGUUGGGAAUUGGCUUGGGGAAUCAAAGAGGGGAUUGAUCAUGGGGAUAUGGAAUUCGCAUACCUCGGUUGGGAAUAUCAUUGGUUCAGUUAUUGCUUCGGGAGUUUUGGAAUUUGGAUGGGGUUGGUCGUUUGUGGUGCCUGGAGUUUUGAUCAUUUUCGUUGGGGUUUUGGUGUUUCUGUUUCUUGUUGCGAAUCCGGUGGAUAUAGGGUUUGCGAGUCCUGGAAUUGAAAUUGAAAUGAGUGUUGAAACGGACAGUGCAGAGGAUCUGCAGAAAGUCGAAUCAGAGGAAGCAAAGCUCAUUGAUCCUGAUAGUUCGAUUUCAAAUUCCUCGUCUGCUAUUGGAUUUUUGGAGGCGUGGAAAAUACCUGGAGUAGCUCCGUUUGCUUUUUGUCUCUUUUUCUCAAAAUUUGUUGCUUACACUUUCUUGUAUUGGUUACCCUUCUACAUAAGGCACACAGCGGUUGCUGGUGUGAAUCUAUCUCACAAAACUGCUGGGUUACUUUCAACAAUAUUUGAUAUUGGAGGAGUCCUAGGCGGAAUCACCGCCGGUUUCAUUUCUGAUAUGAUUGAAGCUCGCGCUGUGACUUCAAUCCUGUUCUUGUUUCUAUCGAUUCCAGCUCUGCUUUUGUAUCGUGCUUUCGGGAGCAUCUCUAUGUUUACUAACAUCACCUUGAUGUUUCUUUCUGGAUUUUUGGUGAAUGGUCCGUACUCGCUAAUUACAACUGCUGUGGCUGCCGAUCUCGGUACCCAGGGCUUUAGUGGUGGGAAUUCUCGGGCACUGGCUACUGUUACUGCAAUCAUUGAUGGUACUGGUUCUGUUGGAGCUGCUCUUGGACCACUUUUAGCAGGUUAUGUUUCAACUAGGGGAUGGAACAGUGUAUUUUUAAUGCUCGUUUCGUCUAUUUUCUUUGCUGGUUUAUUCUUGAUUCAAGUUGCAAGGACUGAGAUAAGAGAGAAGCUUUCAGGAAAGUGAUUUUGAAUAUUUUAGAAACACAGAUUUGAUUAUAGUCUAGGCUCUUCAUUGAUGUUAUACAUUUUUUGUAAAGUAUAUAGCUAUUAGUUAUUGAUGAAGAAAUUUUUGGAAUGCUUCAUUAAUGUUUGUAAUUUUGUAUCAUGUACUCAUUCUUUAUUCGCUUACUCUUGAUAAAAAUGUCUACGGUGAGAUAAUUCAACA
Messenger RNA from Medicago truncatula (barrel medic), 1954 nucleotides. Its product is annotated as putative glycerol-3-phosphate transporter 5. Gene Ontology annotation, molecular function: transmembrane transporter activity. Lineage: Eukaryota; Viridiplantae; Streptophyta; Magnoliopsida; Fabales; Fabaceae. The record is from RefSeq and is a predicted model, not a curated record. Gene Ontology annotation, biological process: transmembrane transport. Gene Ontology annotation, cellular component: endoplasmic reticulum membrane. The coding region runs from base 284 to 1753 and encodes 489 amino acids. The transcript has 2 exons.